UCUCUAUACCUCCCCAUUCUUCUUUCUCUCUCCUCUUAUUCUCACUUUUCCCCUUCCACUGCCCUAUUUCCCCCUCCCCCUGCCCCUCCUCCGCCUCUUUCCCUCUCAUGAGAAAUUUUACAGAUACCUGCAGCCUGAAUAGAGACACACACAGAGAAGAGAAGUAUUGGGAAUAUAAAGAGUUGUUGAAUGAAAAAGCAAGAGAAAGGAGUAAGGGAUAAAGAGACUGAAAAAGCGAAGGAGGGAAGGAGAGCAAAUCUUGUAUCUCAGUGGAAGGAUGCUGGGUCCUGUUUUGCAGCUGCCUGCUGUUCCUCUCCAGAGCUUGUCAGAGCUGGAAAGAUUCCAACUGCAGGAGAUCGCUCUUUACCGACUGCGAGAGCAUGGAGGGUGUCAUGACAUCACAGCAGAUCCAAAGAAGAGAAAGAUUACAAAGAGGAGACAAGAUAAAAAAGAUGCCCCCUCUGGCCUGUUUGGGGUUCCCCUAUCAGAUGUCAUUGCUCAAGACCGUGUGGAGAAGCAACGUAUCUCUGUUGUACGGAGCCGCAGAGGCUUUGAAGAGGUGGAGAGUACUGUACUUACUUUCCGGGUGCAUAGCCAGCGCUCUUCCCACCGAGGUGCAUCACUGGAAGUGCCACUCAUACCCACCAUGAAUGACAGCAUGACAAGGGCAAGGAGGAGGGGGGCCUUGUCUGUUGAUUCAAUCACAGAAUUGGAUGAUGGAGAUGCUCGGCUCCUGGAGGCUUUGCAUUUAUCACAUCCAGACGAGUUAAGGAGUCAAAGAGACGAGCACAUCUCAUGGCUCAGUCUGAAUCCGAUCUACAAACAAGUGCCGCGGAUUGUUGAGAGAUGUUCCUCUCACAUAGAGACCUUUGGACUUCACACUGUUGGAAUUUUUCGCAUUGGGAGCUCAAAAAAAAGAGUUGCACAACUGCGUGAGGAAUUUGCUGCAACUGGUGAUGUGUUCCUUGGGGAAGAGACAUGUGUGCAUGAUGUUUCUGCUUUGUUCAAAGGAUUUCUGAGAGAACUGCCUAAUCCAGUGUUACCCCGUGAGCUCUACCCUGUGUUCAUACAGAGUGCUGGGUUGGAGCUCACAGAGAGGCUGCGUACUCUGCAGCAACUUAUAUUUGCAAUGCCGCCAUGUAAUGCUGACACAUUGCUUCGCAUUCUGCAGCUCCUGCACAAGGUUUCUCUACAUGCAGAAGACUCUGUUAGCGCAACAGGAGAGAAGGUGUCUGGUAAUAAGAUGUCAGUCUAUAAUCUUGCCGCUAUAUUUGGACCAAACUUAUUGCAAAGUGAAGAUGCACAGUGUAUGCAGGACAGUGCAGCGCAGAUCAUGGUUACAGAAACCUUAAUACAGCAUUAUCAGGAGCUCUAUACAGUUCCCUCUAACACACAUAGUGACUUACUGAUCAGUUUGAUGAAGCUUGAUCCAGAAGUAACAGAUUAUUUAUUACGACGGAAACUCUCUGGUGCCAAGGUUUCACUUGAUUCUCUUCUAUUGGAAUUGGGCUUGGGCUGUCCGGUUUUUUCCCACCGACCAUUGGAAAGCUUUAUGAAUUUUCAGGAUUCAUCUUCUCAGUUAUCUCGCCGCCGUCCAUCUCGUUCUCAAGAGAAUUUGUUUCAAUGCACUCCUCCGGAGCCCCCUCCAAAAUCCCAGCUACUGCCACGACCACGCUUCCUGCCUCUCUUUACCAGGUCUUCCUCUUCCAAUUCUCAAAAAAGUCCCAGCUCCCCUUCCCCAGUGACUUUAUCACCAUCUACACCCUCAGUUUUCUCAAAUGUCAUUAGAAAGUGGGAAGGUUUGGGUGAAAUUGGAGGAGGACACCCUACAUAACCAAAACUGAAAGACUUGCACAAUGAGUUUUGCUGGAUGGCUAAUAUGCUACAGGUUGCUUUAUAUAACCCUAGCCAUUUAUUGCUCAAUAUAUUGCUCAUUACAUCACUUGUCAGCACUUAAUGGACCAUUAAUUCAGGGGUCUACAAUUUGAUCAAAAGCUAAUUUCAUGACCAAUUAGUUGCAUGCUAGUUGCUUACCAGUUGUCUACAUGUGGUCACCGUCUUAAUCUGACAGUAUCUGUUCACUAUUCAAUCAUGACCCAACAUUUCAGGGCAGCUUUACCAACAUAAUAGUUAAAUUUCUAAAAUAUGGUUUUGGAAAUCAUUGUAACAUGCAGAUAUAUUUGUAGCUGCCGGCAUGACUUAAUGUUUCUUUGGAUACCUAAAUAAUUAAAAAAAAAUAUUUUAUAAAGUUUUUAUAAUAAAAGUUAUUCUUUGAUGAAUACUGUCAAAAAACAUAUUAUUAUAUGACAUGGAACAUGAAAGGGUUCACCACAUCUCAUUACUGGUGGGAGAGCUGAAGGCCAAAGUUUGUAUGAAAAACAAGUUAUAAUUUAUAACUGAAAAGCACAGUGACAAAAGCAGGAAAAAGCAACAAGUUUAACAAUUGAUUAUGUUUCUGGUUCACAGAUGGCAAAAGUGAGCAAAAUAUCCCUUCUAGAGUUUGUGUGAGAUAAAUAGCUAUUGUCAUUGAUCACAAGUCACAAUGAAAAAUAAAGAAGCUGGUAAUAAUUA
Molecule: messenger RNA, 2571 nt
Organism: Bombina bombina (fire-bellied toad)
Lineage: Eukaryota; Metazoa; Chordata; Amphibia; Anura; Bombinatoridae
Gene: ARHGAP36
Product: Rho GTPase activating protein 36
Exons: 12
Coding region: 278-1834 (518 amino acids)
Biological process (GO): signal transduction
Source: RefSeq, a predicted model, not a curated record